Eucalyptus grandis is the source of this 2267-nucleotide messenger RNA. Its product is annotated as arogenate dehydratase/prephenate dehydratase 1, chloroplastic. Gene Ontology annotation, cellular component: cytoplasm; chloroplast. Bases 388 to 1578 code for a protein of 396 amino acids. Gene Ontology annotation, biological process: L-phenylalanine biosynthetic process. The transcript is spliced from 11 exons. Gene Ontology annotation, molecular function: arogenate dehydratase activity; prephenate dehydratase activity. The record is from RefSeq and is a predicted model, not a curated record. Lineage: Eukaryota; Viridiplantae; Streptophyta; Magnoliopsida; Myrtales; Myrtaceae.
ACCACACCAUAGCUUUUUGCUAAUGGAGAAAUGUUUGCAGACAAAAGUGAUGUACGCACUUGGCGUGUCUAUCCUAUCUAUCUACCCAUCUAAAGUCUAAUCCGAUUCCAAGAAAACGUGCACCGCACCAUCACAUUUCCACCUAAUGCAAUGCUCCCCCACGUCCGCGUGCUUCAUGGGCUCUUGUCCUCUCUCACCGCAUCCUCGUACCACCUUCCGACACACAAGCCUCUGCAGCAGAUCCUCUGUUUCAAGAAUUCGCUUUUUUAAAUCUCUCGUUCCAGCAAGAAAAGGCGCGGCGGACUGGGUUUUCUUCCCUUUCCUCUGUGAAUUCAUGCGCUAGAGGACGAAGCGCUGUUUUGUUGGGGAAGCUCUUAAUUCUUUGCGAUGACGGCCUUGCGAAAUUCAGUCGUGUUGGGGAGUGCCGGUGAUGCUUGGCAACAGGGUCGUGGUGAGCAUUUCCUGGUCGCCCCGAAACGGGUCGGACUGCUCAAGUCGGCGCACUUCGGUGGCUUUUCUGGGUUGUCCGUCCGGCGGGCGGUCAGGUCCGUGGAGGACGAGAGCUCGUUGACGUCGGCCACUGAGUUGCGCAGGGUCGUUGACCAGACGGAGACGAGUGUUUCCAAGAGAUUGCGCAAGGACAAGGACUUGACUUCUUUUCCCAGGCCACUGACUGUUUCUGAUUUCUCUCCUACUCUAGAGAAUAAGUCAAAAAUGCAGAUAGCAUUCAAGGGGGUACCAGGUUCAUUCAGUGAGGAUGCUGCUCUUAAAGCCUAUCCUGACUGUGAGACUGUUCCUUGUGAUGAGUUUGAAGAUGCUUUUAAGGCCGUUGAACUAUGGUUAGUUAAUAAAGCUGUUCUUCCCAUUGAGAAUUCUUCUGGCGGAAGCCUCCACCGCAAUUAUGAUUUACUUCUCAGACACAGACUUCACAUAGUAGGGGAAGUUCAGAUGGCUGUCAACCUGUGUCUAUUGGCUCUUCCAGGUGUUAGAGCAGAGCAGUUGAAACGUGUUUUAAGCCAUCCACAGGCACUUUCUCUAAGCGAUAAUGCUUUGACCAGGUUAGAUGUUACCCGAGAAAGUGUUGAUAGCACAGCUGGUGCUGCUCAGUUUGUAGCAUUGAAUGAACUGAGGGAUGCUGGAGUCGUUGCAAGUGCUCGGGCAGCAGAUAUUUAUGGGCUUAAUAUACUUGCAGAAAGAAUCCAGGGUGACUCUGAUAAUGUCACUCGCUUUCUUGUGCUAGCAAGAGAUCCCAUUAUACCAAGGACUGACAAACCUUUUAAGACAAGUAUUGUCUUCACCUUGGAAGAAGGCCCUGGUGUGUUAUUUAAAGCCUUGGCUGUAUUUUCCUUGAGAGGCAUAAAUUUGACUAAGAUCGAAAGCCGGCCACAGAGAAAGCGACCGCUUAGAGUUGUUGAUGACUCCAAUACUGGAAGUGCCAAAUACUUUGACUACCUCUUUUACAUUGACUUUGAGGCUUCUAUGGCUGAUACCCGUGCUCAAAAUGCUCUCGGACAUCUGCAGGAAUUUGCGACCUUUCUGCGUGUACUUGGUUGCUAUCCCAUGGACACAAGUGUUUAGUUGCUUGUCCAUGCCUCUUCUUAUCACUGUUAUCCUCGUGAAUCAUGGAUGAGAAUGCAAACCAUUUAGAAAUCUGAGUCAGCUGGAAGCUUGCAUUAUUCGUUUGUCAUUUGCUAAGGCGGGAUCAGUAUUAUAUACCCAAGUGAGAGAAUGGAAUUCUGCAUUGGUUAACUGCCCAUCUACAGGAGCAAAAGGAUAUGCAGGGCUGUAGGAUAUUGCCUGCUAGAUAGUGGUAUGUUGGGACCUUGGUGCGGCACUUAUGCAUGCUAAGCAAUGGGGAAACGACAUUGUGUUGAAUGCUUGGCUUGUGUUUUAGCAGGAUGUGAGCUUUUGAGAUAUCUUCUUGAGGAUCAUGCAGGCAUGAUGCGUGUGGAUCAGUUAUUUGCGGGGGCAACCAAUUCUUUGUCAGAUACAAGACAGGUUACAGGUUUUCUUUUUAGUGAACCAAUGAAGUUAUAGCUUUAGAUGUUGGUUGGAGCUUCCUUGCCAUCACCGUCUGCAUUGUUCAUGUGCUCCCUUUUUGUGCUUUGCUGAGGAAGUUUUCUUUUAAAUCUGUAAACUGUGCUUUGUAAAUACUAAAAACUCAUCCAGCUAUUCUUUCCUCCUGUGGAAGAUAAUAGUGCAUGUGGGUGGCUAGUUUCUUACUCGGACCAUGACAAAAAAUUCAGUUCAUACUAGUCGAUUUGAUA